GCCGAGUGCUCUGCUCCCGCAACAAAUCCCGACCCCCAAGUCCAGUCCCCCCAACCACCCAAAGCAGAGGAAAGGGCCGAGGAGGCGAGCGAGUCCUCGGCGACGACGCGGAGGGUCCCCCCUCCGGCCGGACCCGAAGGCGGAGCGCCCCAAGCCACAAAAGUCCCCCGCGAGGGGGUCGGUCGGUUGGUCGGUCCCGACCAUGUCCUCGUCCGCACCCUCCCCGCCCGCCGGCGCGACGCCGGAGCCGCCGCCUCCGCCCUCGGAGCUCUACUGCUACGAGUGCGACGCCACGGUCUCACUGCCCGCCGAACCGGUCCCGGCCGCGCGGCCCCUCUGCCCGCUCUGCCACAGCGACUUCAUCGAGGAGAACCCUAGCACUAGCACCCCGUCUCCGCCUCCACCACCUCCUCCGCCGCCGCCCCCGCCGCUGCUCUUCUCCGGCUCCUCCUCCUCCUCGCUCUCCGACGACCCCAACGAUGACGACGACGACGACGACUUCGACUUCGUCAUGGACCCCGACGAGGCGCGGGCUUACCUCAGCCGCCUCGUCCACCGCCACCGCCACCGCCUCCAAGACGACGACGACGACGGGCCCUUCGACGUCGCCGCCGCCGCCGCCGUCUCCGUGCUCCAGCAGCACGGCCACGGCCCCGUCCGCGGCCACGGCGGCGGAGGGGAGCCCCCCGCCACGGCCGCGUCCAUCGCCGCGCUGCCCACGGUCGAGGUGGCCGAGCCCGCCGCCGUCUGCGCCAUCUGCAAGGACGACCUGCCGCUCGCCUCCGAGGCAAGGAAGCUCCCCUGCGCCCACCUCUACCACUCCUUCUGCAUCGUCACCUGGCUCCAGAUGCACAACUCCUGCCCCGUCUGCCGCUUCCGCAUCCCCGACGACGAGGCCGCGCCGUUGGAGCAGGACCCCGCGCCGCCCACCACGCGGAUCACCAUCCGCUUCACGACCACCACGCGCCGCCGCGUCCGCGUCGGCGGCGAUGCGACGCUGGCGGCGGCUCCUAUCUCGGCGUCGCCCACGCAGCUCGCUCAGGCUAUUACCGGGGAUGGAGCUGGUGGACCUGCCAAUAGCGGCGAGACUGUGUCGUCUGAGUGGCCUCCGCACCCCGAGUCCGAUACAGUCAUGUCGGAGGCACGCGAGGGGGAUGCCAUUUUUGAUUGAGCCAGAGGUUCUGGUGAUAAGGUAGCUGUUGUUAGCUGUCAGCCAACAAGAGUGAAAGGAGGCCACCAUAUGCUUCCUGUCUUUGUUUGGACGAGGUUUCUCGCAAGAUGAUGGCAUGUUGUUACAGCUGAACUAAGUUGUCCUGUUAGGAGAACAAGAGCAUUCGUUGCAUGGGUUCUCGGUGUCUUGUAUAUUGGUGGUUAAACAUAUUUAUUCAUAAUAAAUAUAGUCAUGUACAAUAUGCAGUAUUUCGCUUCCCCGUUACCCUGCAACUUGACCUGCAUUGGUAGGUAAAUAUGGGAAUGCAUUGGUGUCCAGUGGAUGUGGAUUAUACUCUGUCGAUGAAGCUGCCUUCUUGGUCGAAGGCGAGUUAGACUGGGAGCCUGGGAUUGUAGCAAUGAAGUUAUGACCCCUGAAUUCUAUGGUUGUUUGAUGGAAGGUAAGGUUCCAUCUGGUCGAAUUUACGACACAUUUCUCUGCAUACAAUGAUAUGCCUUAUUCUUUUGAUAGUUA
Molecule: messenger RNA, 1684 nt
Organism: Sorghum bicolor (sorghum)
Lineage: Eukaryota; Viridiplantae; Streptophyta; Magnoliopsida; Poales; Poaceae
Product: E3 ubiquitin-protein ligase RING1
Exons: 2
Coding region: 203-1171 (322 amino acids)
Biological process (GO): protein ubiquitination
Cellular component (GO): cytoplasm
Molecular function (GO): ubiquitin protein ligase activity
Source: RefSeq, a predicted model, not a curated record